CUUCUACGAUGGAGAUUCUCCUGUGUACACUCUGCCUCGGCAUCCACCUCCAACUCUAAUAACUGAUGCUGUGAUUACAGAUUGUGUCAUUGGAGAUGGCUGCAUUCUCAAUAGUGGUAGUGCUGAAGGCAAGGGCAUGGGCAUUCCGAUUGGAAUUGGGGAACGUUCGUACAUAAGGAAGGCUAUAGUAGAUAAGAGUGCAAGGAUUGGCAAACAUGUUAUGAUCAUAAAUAAAGACAAUGUCCAAGAAGGGAAUAAGGAAGCUUAUGGCUACAUCAUCACAGAAGGGAUAGUGGUAAUUAUUCGAAGCGCAGUUAUCCCCGAUGGGAGUAUCAUAUGA
This is a messenger RNA of Ilex paraguariensis (yerba mate), 340 nucleotides long. The record is from the annotation of a GenBank genome assembly. Lineage: Eukaryota; Viridiplantae; Streptophyta; Magnoliopsida; Aquifoliales; Aquifoliaceae.